Messenger RNA from Pangasianodon hypophthalmus (striped catfish), 2141 nucleotides. It is a transcript of the gene maf1b, whose product is annotated as MAF1 homolog, negative regulator of RNA polymerase III b. NCBI's taxonomy places the organism in Eukaryota, Metazoa, Chordata, Actinopteri, Siluriformes, Pangasiidae. Gene Ontology annotation, molecular function: RNA polymerase III core binding. Gene Ontology annotation, biological process: negative regulation of transcription by RNA polymerase III. The record is from RefSeq and is a predicted model, not a curated record. Gene Ontology annotation, cellular component: nucleus. Bases 546 to 1286 code for a protein of 246 amino acids. The transcript has 8 exons.
UUUUAUUUAGAGACAGGCGCUGAAAAUCUUCGCCCAUAGCAGAGAGAGAAGCUGAAAAAUACCGAGGUGAAUCGCGGAUCUGUGUGCUCAGUAUCUACAGAAGAGAGGAGUUGGAGUGUUUGUUGAUCAGGUCGCGUGGAUAACAGCGGCUCUGAUCCCCGUGGAGGAGAUUAGUGUCUCCGCUUUUUGGCUCUGAGACGCGGUGAAAGCAGCAGGAGGGGGAUGAGGCUGCAGUCGGAGUCGAGACUGUCUCUGGAUUUUAUGUCGCUUUUAUCUGAACAAAGCUGCAGCUUUCCAACGAGCUUUUCUAUAAGAGUGCAUGCAGAAAGUAGAAGAUGUCCGGUGCGACCGUUAAAUUGUGAAAAACACUGAACUGGGUUUGAAACAAACAGAAAAACAAACAAACAGCAACCACCCAGGCGACAUUGUUACCGUUUUACUGCAGCAGUUUACACUGUAACCUUCAGGGUCACUCCGAGACUUCCUCUCAACAUUAACCUCCUGCAUCAGCCUGCUUUUACUGCAUUUCCAACCAAACUGAAGCAAUGAAGCUGUUGGAGAACUCGAGCUUUGAAGCGCUCAGCUCUCGGCUGUGUGUGGAGACCGGAGACUCGCACAUCCUCGGCAGGAUCGAGAGCUACUCGUGCAAGAUGGCUGGUGACGACAAACACAUGUUUAAGCAGUUUUGCCAGGAGGGGGAGCCACAUGUGCUGGAGGCUCUUUCACCGCCGCAGACCAGCAGUGCCCCGAGUCCUAACCUGUUGGGAAAGAGUGGAGAUGAAGUAGAGAACCCUCUGAGUGAUAAGUGCUGCAGGAAGACUCUGUUCUACCUCAUCACCACGCUGAACGAAUCGUUCCGUCCCGAUUACGACUUCAGCGCCGCCCGAGCUCACGAGUUCAGCCGCGAGCCGAGCUUCAACUGGGUGGCCAAUGCUGUGAACAGCAGCCUGUACUCGUCUGUAGGGGAGGAGUUUAACUCUCUUGGUCCGGAGCUGUGGAACGCCAUCGACCAGGAGAUCAACCUGCAGAGCUGUGACAUUUACAGCUAUAACCCAGAUCUAGAUUCAGACCCUUUCGGUGAGGAGGGCAACCUCUGGUCCUUCAACUACUUCUUCUACAACAAGAAACUCAAACGCAUCGUUUUCUUCACCUGCCGCUCUGUCAGCGUCCUCAGUAGCUACGGUCGCAGUUGCCUUGACAACGAGCUGGACAUGGAGCUGGAUGACGAUGAGGAGGAAGUGGAUGGAUUCAAUGAGGACAGGGUCCCCCGAGCCCUGUGUGUGUAAAUCCAGCUAGAUCAUCAGCUAACAAGAUGUCGCCUUUCUCGUUUCAUUUCUGGAAUCUUUCCUGGAUCUUGACAUCCUGAUGGAUUUCAUUUGUCUGGGCUAUAUAGUGAUUUAAAGAUCAGAUAUUAUGAAAUAGAGUAAUUGUAUUCGGAUUUUCUCUGUCUGCGUAUGGAAGGCUCUUUGGACACUGAGGACCCCUUGUGGAUGUUCUGGAAAUGUUGAGGAAGUUUAGUACAAGAUGGCUGUUUGGCUAAAACUCCACAUGAGCCUAAUCUCUUCACUCUUCUCUUCAUAUCUGACAUUUUAAUUUUUCUUAGGAAGUGAUGUCAGUACAUCUACAUGUCCUAUAUACACCAGCAGUUAAGAUGGGAGGGGCUAGUCAUAGUUGCCUAAUGACCUCUAUCCAGUGAUUUGUGUCUUCAGUUCAGCAUUUUUUUCUGAUUUUUCUGAUCUCUCUGUCUUUAUAUUCUCAUGUUCAUGUUGUGUUUUUAUAUUUUAACUGUGUGUUUUUUAAUUCAAAGAUUUUACCAGAACAGCUUUUAUCGCACUGAACGAAAUAUGCCCUGUUUGUGAAUGUUUCUUGGGGAACCUUCAGGUGUGACUGAUCCUGUGAUGUGAAAUGGAGGUCCACAGGAGUCUUGACUGUCUCACAGAAAUCAAGGGCAUCCUUUCUAAAACUUUUGUACACAAUCAGAUUUGAUUCUGACUUUCAUGGAUUGACUUUGCAUUAAAGGUGAUGUACAAGUUACUUAUGAGACCUGAAGUUGAUGUGAAACUGAUUUAUGAAAUGUGACACUGAUGAAAAUGUUUCUUUUAUGUACACAAACUGAAAUAAAGCUAGUGUAUAUGAAUUUA